Molecule: messenger RNA, 1888 nt
Organism: Brassica oleracea var. oleracea
Lineage: Eukaryota; Viridiplantae; Streptophyta; Magnoliopsida; Brassicales; Brassicaceae
Product: cingulin
Exons: 1
Coding region: 106-1740 (544 amino acids)
Source: RefSeq, a predicted model, not a curated record
CCAAUCUCCCUCCCUCCUCUAUAUCUGCAACACUCCCAUCGAAAUCCUCAAACCCCCAUAAACCCUAAUCCUCCGCCGCCACUUUCCGCAACUUCGAGAAUCUCAAUGGCCAAGAAGAAAGGGACGCGUGAGAGUAACGCCACGUUCGACGAUACUCCACAAAGCCACGACGAGAAAGCUACUAAACUUAGCCGGCAGUCUUCCAUGGAAGAAGACCACCACGAGAAGGUCCAGAACCUGAAGUCUCUCAACGCGAUGCUCGUCAAACAGACGGUUGAGAAGCGGCAGCAGAUCGAUUCGCUGGCAAAUGCCAAGACCGAGCUGGAGACCGAGCUGGCUCGCUACGGCGCCGAGAGAGGCGAGAUGCGUGGCGAGUUGGAUCAGGUUAGGGACGAGAACCUGGGGCUGAGGAUGGAGUUGGGGUUGGUUAUGGAUUACGUCGGGUGUAGGUUUAGGGAGAUGGGCCUUGGAGUGGAGAGGGUUGCGAGGGAGAGGGAUGUGAUCAAGAACGAGUUUGAGUUGCAGUGUGGGGAGGUGAAUAAAUUGAAGGAGAGUGUGGUUGUGCUUGUGGAGGAGAGGAUGGUGAGAGAAGAGGAGAGGAUUGAGAUGGAGAAGGCUAUGGAAGAGAAGGAGGAGGAGAUUGAGGGGUUGAAGAGAGAAAAGAAUGAGAUGGAGAUUGUAAAGAGUGAUCAGAGAGGGGAAAUCGAGGAGUUGGAGAGGAAGUUAGGCGAGGUGAGUGAUGCUGUGGAGAGUUUGAGGAAGGAAGAGAAGGCUUUGAGGGGUGUGGUUGUUAGGUUGGAGAAGAAUCUUGAUGAGUCCGUUGAGAAAGAGAGGGUGAUGAUGGUGCAGAUUGGUGUUAUAGGGAAAGAGAAGAUGGUUAAGGAGUCUGAGCUUGAGAGGUUGAAUAAGGAGAAGAGUUCAGUUGAGAAGCAGAUGGUGAUGGUCAGUGUGCAGUGCUUGGAUAAGGCAAAGUUGAUUGACCAGUUGUGUAGGGAGAAAGUUGAGCUCGAGGAGCGUGUUUUUAGUGGGGAGGCAAAGCGUGUUGAGUUGAGUCGUAAGGUUGAUGAGCUAGAACGUGCCGUUGCUGCGCUGCGAAAGGAUUGUGUUGAUCGAACCGAGACGAAUGAGAAGCUUCAGUGUAAAGUUGGAGAGCUAAGGGAUGCGCUUGAGCAGGUUGAGGUCGAGAGAGAGGAAGCUGGUAAGGCGCUUGAUGAGGAGAAGAGACACGGAGAGGAUCUCAAGGCAGAUGUUUCAAAGUCAGAGAUGAUGAUUGAGACAACUCUAGUAGAGCUUGAGAAAGUUAAGAUCGAGCAGGAGAGUUUAUCUACAGCAAAGAAUGAUCUGGAGAAACAAUCCAAAUCACUGAAAAGCGUAAAAGCUGUACUGGAAAAGAAGCUUCUAGAGCUCACAAAAGCUAUCGAUGCUCUGAUAGAGUCCGCUGGAACGGAUGCAAAACGCAGCUUGGUGAUGCUAAAGCGCGCCGCAUCCGCUGUGUCGCACUCAGAUAGCGAGCAGCAGAAGCAAGAAAACGGAGCGGAAUCCUAUGCCUUGGAGCUAGAAUCAAUAGAGAAAGCGUUCAAAAACAAAGAGAGCAUAAUCGAGGAGAUGAAGAAAGAAGCCGAGUCAAUGAAGCAGUCAACAGAAGAGGCGCACAAGAAGAAGAGCUUCUGGACAGUUGUUUCCUCCGUAACAACGAUUUUUGCUGCUGCAUCCUUUGCCUAUGCCUCUAGGACUCGUUAAGCACACCUCAACAUGGUUUUUUAUCCCCCUUGUUCCCUUGAUUAGCAUCUCACUAGAGCUGUUUACUUGAUGCCUUGCAAAAUAAUGUUGUUUAGGUCUCAACAACUCCUAAUAUGAAAUAUAAUCUUUCAUCAUGAGCAUUCGUUGA